AUAUAAAAACAUACAGCCCUCCCUUCGCCAUCGUGUGUUGUACGCCUGAGUCGACUUCUCACCAUGUCUUCUCAUAAGACUUUCAGAAUCAAGCGAUUCUUGGCCAAGAAACAAAAGCAAAAUCGUCCUAUUCCUCAGUGGAUUCGGAUGAAAAUCGGUAACAAAAUCAGGUACAACUCCAAGAGAAGACACUGGAGGAGAACCAAACUGGGCCUGUAAGAAUUCACACAAUGG
Messenger RNA from Mesocricetus auratus (golden hamster), 234 nucleotides. RefSeq names its product 60S ribosomal protein L39-like. Lineage: Eukaryota; Metazoa; Chordata; Mammalia; Rodentia; Cricetidae. Gene Ontology annotation, molecular function: structural constituent of ribosome. Gene Ontology annotation, cellular component: cytosolic large ribosomal subunit; ribosome. Bases 64 to 219 code for a protein of 51 amino acids. Gene Ontology annotation, biological process: translation. The transcript has a single exon. The record is from RefSeq and is a predicted model, not a curated record.